Pyrgilauda ruficollis (rufous-necked snowfinch) is the source of this 3501-nucleotide messenger RNA. RefSeq names its product ORMDL sphingolipid biosynthesis regulator 3 (gene ORMDL3). The record is from RefSeq and is a predicted model, not a curated record. Gene Ontology annotation, biological process: intracellular sphingolipid homeostasis; ceramide metabolic process; negative regulation of ceramide biosynthetic process. The transcript is spliced from 4 exons. Gene Ontology annotation, cellular component: endoplasmic reticulum membrane. Lineage: Eukaryota; Metazoa; Chordata; Aves; Passeriformes; Passeridae. The coding region runs from base 66 to 527 and encodes 153 amino acids.
GAGGGGCGAGCCGGGCCGGGCCGGACCGGGCGGGAGCGGGGCUCCUGCCAGCCAGGAGGGGCAGGAUGAACGUGGGAACGGCGCACAGCGAGGUGAACCCCAACACGCGGGUGAUGAACAGCCGCGGCAUCUGGCUGUCCUACGUGCUGGGCAUCGGGCUGCUGCACGUCGUGCUCCUCAGCAUCCCCUUCUUCAGCGUCCCCGUGGUCUGGACUCUCACCAACAUCAUCCACAACCUGAGCAUGUACAUCUUCCUGCACACCGUGAAGGGAACCCCCUUCGAGACCCCGGACCAGGGCAAGGCCCGGCUGCUCACGCACUGGGAGCAGAUGGAUUAUGGAGUCCAGUUCACCGCGUCCCGCAAGUUCCUCACCAUCAUGCCCAUCGUCCUGUAUUUUCUAACCAGCUUUUACACCAAGUACGACCGGAUACACUUCAUCAUCAACACCAUCUCCCUCAUGAGCGUCCUGAUCCCCAAACUGCCUCAGUUCCACGGAGUGCGGAUCUUUGGCAUCAACAAGUACUGAGCGGCGUGGCCGGAGCGGAUGGCGGAGGAGCGGGGCCCAGGGGGGAUUCUUCCCUCCAGCCCCCUUUCCUCCCCCCACACAGACUGGGAUGUGGUUUGGCAGCGGCUGUUUAAAGGCAGAUCCCAAGAGACACAUUCCGCAUGCUGGAUCCUCGUGCCCAAUAAAUCCAAACCAGCUCCAGAGUAGAGUUUAGUGCGGAGCAGGACGUGCGACACCGGAUUUCUCUUCUCCCAGGGUCAUCAGUAAAUGCAAAACCACUGAGACUUUGAGGUACAACAAGGAUGAAUUCUGGGAAGAGUCUCAUCUAUUCCAGACAUGGAAUGACGAGGAUAGGGAUGAGGGGGAAAGCUUUUAGUGCUGGUACUAUUGCUGUGGUAAAUGCACUUUAAAAUACAUUUCCCUUCCUGAAGCUGGGUGCUUUGAGCAGAACGUGAGGGAAAUCCAAAGGGAUACAGCCAGACUUUCCCAGGACUGGAUGGUUUUGGGGUCUGAUUUCCAGUUUUAGGUGGGAAGUGGGAGGGGGAAGUGAACGACAGAUUUUUAUUUUGCAAUCGUUGACACCACUAAGAAGGGAAAUUCUUUUCCUAAAAACAGCACAGGAUGAAGUGACCUGCAGUUUGACAAAGCUUUUGAUUUCCUACAUCAGCAUCCAUGUGGUCCAGGGAAAAGGUGGAUAGAUCCAAAAUCAUGCUUCUUACUUUCAGUUUAUACCCAAAUCUGCCCAGGUAACUCCUCUCCCACCCCAAACUGCUGUUUUUAAGUGCACAGGGGCUCAGUGGGCAUUUGGAUCAAGGGCUGGGGGCAGGUGAUUUCAUGACUGACACCAAAUGCCAUGGAGCUCCUUGGAGCAUGGACAUGGACAGGUGUGGGAGAGGCAGAGAGUGGGCAGUGGGACAGGAGGAAGGCUGAUUGCUCUAAUCAAGCAUGCAGCCAUCCUUGACUUGGAAUUUUUCUCCUCACUUCAGCUCCUUGGUUGCUUAAGUGCGUGUGACUGGGAUUUGCCAGUUCUCCAUGGACUCAAGGGUUGGAUUUCUGGCUUAGCUGGAAAUCUGUCCCUCAGCUCCAUGCCCAGGGGCUGUGUGAGCAGCAGCACCAGCAGCAGAUGAAUUGACCAGCAAAGGAGACAAUUUGUCACUGAUAGUAGAUCCUGUCACAGAGGAACAAAAUUAAGCCUUUUUCCUCUAAAAUUACCACCUAAAUAAAGCAGGCUUAGGUUUCCUGGCUGAGACAGCUUUUGCUGUUUUACUGAAAAUCAGAAUGACCUGAUUUGCCUUUGGGUUGUGUCCCAGAUGGAAUGGGUUUUCCCUCACUCUUCCCCUGUAACCCCAUAAAAACCUAUAUUUUUGUUGUCUUAGUGCUUAUAUCGUCUCACCUUUUUUGACAAUUGUAUAAAUCUUUUAAAUCUGCAAUUUUUUUUUUGUCCUUGCAGUAGCAAAUCCAGCUUUAGAGGCCGUGGUGGAGAGUGUUGAGGUUUUGGAUGGUCUGAGCAUAGGAUAUGGAAGGGGGAAUUUUUAGAUCUGUUACUACUCCAUGCAUAAUUUUAGCCAAGUUGCUUCACUUCUCUCACAGACUUCCUUUGGGACUGCUACAGGGAAGGGAAAAUAUGGAGUGUAUCUCAAAGGUCUGCUGGAAUGCAGGGAGAAUCAUCCCCUAAAGUGUUUGGGAAGUGGAAAUCCAAGUGAAAAGGAAGUUUUCAAGCAGGUAGAAGGAGAAGAGAAUCUGGCUGGAGACCCCAGGGAAUUGACAGAUGUGCAAUUUCCUUGAUGGGCAGUUUAAACCUUCAAACCUAGGAUAGAAGGGCUGCUGCUUUAGCUGAGGUACUCUCUACCCUAAUCGGCUCUUUAAGCUACUAGACAAUGAUAAUUGUGAUAAAAAUAGAGAUAUUUCAUCAAUCAGCUGGGAAAUGACACAGACAUGGGCAGUACUCCUGCAGGAGGGGCAGGUCCUGGCAGGGUGCCUGAGGCUGGAGCUGAAAUUCUGAUUGUGGUGCUGAACAGACCUGAGUGUCUGCGCAGACACCACUUCCAUCUCCAGGGGAAAUGAAAGAAAACUAAUUAUUGUCAUAGAAAACAUGGGGAAAACCAUCUUUUUUUUGCAACAGAAACAGCCUCUAGAUGCUUUCAGACAUGACUUCUCACAGACAGACAUAUGCUGGGUAUUUCUAAGCAUAUGCACAUCACAGAUUUGUAAAUUUAGAAUAAUUAUCAAUUGAAAGGAUCAGCUUUUUUUUUUUUAUGAGAUACAGCAAUAACACAGCUGUGGGUUUGAACACUUGUGUGGUCACUGACACUAUCUGACUCUGUUUCCUUAAAUUAAAGAUCAGCUGGGACUCAGAAUGGGAUUAUAAACUUCUCAAACAAGCAGGUUCUAAAGCAUAAAGCCCCAAACUUGUAAUUAAGACUCUGCUUAGCAACAAAAGUAAAUAUUUUUUGAUUUCUCUCCUUCACACAAAUGAUCAAAACAGCCAAUGGCAGAGACACUCUUCACAACACAGGUGUGGCAUUUUUCCAUGGAAUAACUGACAUUAAUUUGGACUCAGUUAAUCCAGUCAAGGGAAACAUAAAUGAAAACAUAAGUAAUAUGGAAAGAAGCAAGUUGAAGAAAGAUUUCACGUUCUAUUGUGGUGAGUUAAGUAUCUUUAUAUUAUUAAUAAGUAUUUGAACAAUUGCACAUUGGGUAGUAUCUUCCUUAAGAUCCCAAUGUAAGGGUAGGUGUCAGGAUCAAUCAAAAAUAAAAAACAGGAAUUGUAAUUAAACCACCAUUUUUGGGUGUGCCCGAGGCAGUCUGAAGUGAAAGGACAGCGUGAGCAGCUUGAGGGGUGAUCAGACAUGUCCUGGAAGGGGACAGAUCAAGGGUGAAUCCACAUUGUGGGAGGAGAAACGAAACAUUAACAGAUGUGGUGAUGCAGGGAGGAGAUAAAAGAUUGUUACUGAUUUUAAAUGGGAUUCUGAUCACAUCACACUUGACAGAUUCC